AUGUCGGGAAAGCGUCUGCUGGACGCCAUCCAGCUCUUCAAUGUCGCCAAGUCCGUUGCAGGGAAGCACCUUGCCGUGCGCCAACGCCAGCUUGAUGUCUUUACCAGGACCUCCUCGCUCACCAAGGGCGUUAAGGCGCAGGCCGACGGCCUAAUUAUCACCGCGCAGGCGGCAGCCGCGUUGGCCAAGCGAUUCAACGAGCCCGAUUCCUCUGACUUCUCGCCGAAGUCCCAACCUGCCGAUGCCCCUCGUCCGCCGUACCAACCAUCGCACGCCGCGGCAUCGCUUUCCCCGGAAGAAGCAAGGAGGCCACAGGGACAAUCGGAGACGCAGAUUCCUUCGAAGGCUGCUGGACACUCGGUGGCAGAUGGGACAAGCAAGGAGGACAUCAGCGCGCAGCAGGAAACAUUUUACAAGCCAUCUCAAGCAUCGACUCCGGACUCGCCCGGUCUUCCGCGAGUCACGUUGCCCCAGAAUGCUAGUGAUACCCAACAGAAUUUCCAGAGUCAGAUCAAUGCAGAUGUAUUUCACUCGUCCGCCGGCCCGGAGAAAUCCGCCGCGGCAAAGGAUGAGAUCCCGGAGGAAAUGAUGAGCGAGAUCUUCCACAGUCCAAAGGUGGCUCGGAUGCUUUCCAAGAAACCAGCUGCGGAGCCCAAGGGCUCGGUUGAGGCCCGUGUUGCAGAGGACAUUGCCUCGAGUAUACCAGAGGUGCGUGGAAUAGCCGCGGUCGAGAAGCAAACUUGGACAUUAACAUUCUCGGAACAGACAACGCCUGCAGCUGCCGCGGAACCCCAAGCACGUGAGACGUAUAAGAUGGUCGAAUCUCGAAUUCCCUCGUCUCGACUAGGAAGGCUCUGGCAAUAUGGUGGACUGGCAACUUCGAUGGCUUUUGGUGCGGUUGGCGAGGGGCUGAGAAGGGUAACUGGUAGCGCAGAGGACGCCAAUGGGUCGAUUAUACUCAGCGCAGGAAACAUGGAACGACUGGUGGCCAAGCUCUCCAAGAUGCGCGGAGCUGCGCUCAAAUUGGGGCAAAUGAUGAGCUUCCAAGACUCCAAAAUGCUUCCGGAGUCGCUGAACGUGGUCCUCCAACGGGUCCAAGACCGGGCAGACUACAUGCCUGCCUCUCAACGCGAUAAAGUUCUGGCCGACAACCUAGGCCCCAACUGGCGCGAUCUGUACACAUCAUUUGACGAGAUCCCCAUGGCUGCCGCUUCAAUCGGUCAAGUCCAUGGCGCCGUGCUCAAGAAGACCGGCCAGCGCGUCGCGGUGAAAGUCCAGUACCCCGGCGUAGCGGAUUCCAUUGACUCCGACCUGAACAAUCUGUCGCUCCUGCUCACGGCCUCGCGCAUGCUCCCUCGUGGCCUCUACCUGGACAAGACCAUCGCCAACGCCCGAACGGAACUCGCCUGGGAAUGCGACUACAUCCGCGAAGCCGAAUGCGGCAACCGCUUCAGAGACCUCCUCCGGGACGACCCUGUCUUCAUGGUGCCCGAAAUCAUCCCCGAGGCGUCCGGCCGCCACGUUCUAACAAUGGAGCGCCUGGAGGGCGUCGCCGUCACCAAAAUCCAGGACUUCACCCAGGAGCAGCGCAACUGGAUCGGCACGCAGAUUCUGCGUCUCUGUCUGCGCGAGAUCGCCGAGUUCAAAUACAUGCAGACUGACCCCAACUGGACCAACUUCCUCUACAACGCGCAGACCAACCGCCUCGAGCUGCUCGACUUCGGCGCCUCGCGCGAAUACCCCGACGAGUUCAUCACCCAAUAUAUUCACACCCUGCGCGCAGCCUCCGUCAACGACCGCGAGACCUGCCACCGCCUGUCCAUCGAACUGGGCUACCUCACCGGCCACGAGUCCAAGGCCAUGGUCGACGCCCACGUCACCUCGAUCCUCACCCUCGCUGAACCCUUCAUGGACUCUUCGCCAGACGUCUACAACUUCAGCAACCAGACCAUCACGGACCGCGUGCGCGGCCUGAUCCCCGUCAUGAUUCACGAGCGACUGGCCCCUCCCCCCGAGGAGACAUAUAGUCUGCAUCGCAAGCUGAGCGGGGCGUUCCUGCUCUGCGCACGACUGGGAAGUCAAGUCCGCUGUAAAGAUCUGUUUGCAGACGCGAUGAAGAAAGCCGAUGCGUCUGGUCUCGGCGCUGGAUCCCAAUAA
Messenger RNA from Aspergillus affinis, 2157 nucleotides. Its product is annotated as protein kinase COQ8. Lineage: Eukaryota; Fungi; Ascomycota; Eurotiomycetes; Eurotiales; Aspergillaceae. Gene Ontology annotation, biological process: ubiquinone biosynthetic process. Gene Ontology annotation, cellular component: extrinsic component of mitochondrial inner membrane. Bases 1 to 2157 code for a protein of 718 amino acids. Gene Ontology annotation, molecular function: kinase activity. The record is from RefSeq and is a predicted model, not a curated record. The transcript has 2 exons.